AUGAUGUUGUUGUUUUCUCUGGCGCUCGAUGUAGGCGUCCUCUCGAGCGGCGGUGCGGUUAUCCGCGGCGCGAAAAACAGGCUCCUGCUCGGGUUGCGGCCGCGGACCGUCGCUUCCGGCUCCUUUCGAGGGUUAGAGUCCCGCUUCACGGACGUUACACGAGCAGGGUUAGGGUUAGGGUUAGGGUUAGGGUUAGGGUUAGGGUUAGGGUUAGGGUUAGGGUUAGGGUUAGGGUUAGGGUUAGGGUUAGGGUUAGGGUUAGGGUUAGGGUUAGGGUUAGGGUUAGGGUUAGGGUUAGGGUUAGGGUUAGGGUUAGGGUUAGGGUUAGGGUUAGGGUUAGGGUUAGGGUUAGGGUUAGGGUUAGGGUUAGGGUUAGGGUUAGGGUUAGGGUUAGGGUUAGGGUUAGGGUUAGGGUUAGGGUUAGGGUUAGGGUUAGGGUUAGGGUUAGGGUUAGGGUUAGGGUUAGGGUUAGGGUUAGGGUUAGGGUUAGGGUUAGGGUUAGGGUUAGGGUUAGGGUUAGGGUUAGGGUGCGACAAUACCACUUGGCGCCAUGUGGACGAGCCAAGCUCCAAUAGACAAACAGGGUCGACUUUCUGCCAUUUCUGUGAUACUCUAUGUUACUUUAGUUGGCAUACCCUGUGUGUCGUUGGCCGCUUUUACCUCCUUCUGAUGAUCCUCGUCAUGCUCACCGGAGGAGGACGACGAGGAGGAGGACGGCGCCGCGCCGUUGGCCGCGUCGCCGGCCGCGGGAACGAAGAACUCGUCGUCGUCGUCGCUGUCGCUGCUCUGGUCGUCGAGGGCGUCCUGGUGGCGGCGCCAGCGCUCCCACCCCUCGAACGCCCAGCGCACGUAGUGGUAGUGGUAGUGGGGGUAGUGCCCCUGGAGCCGCGGGAGACCACUCGAUUCCACCGGAAAUGUCGCGACUCAGGGGUAGUUAGUUGGUACUACAUGCUGUCUGAGGGUAGUCUACCGCCUACCUCUUGGUCCGGUUGUUGA
Messenger RNA from Aureococcus anophagefferens, 996 nucleotides. RefSeq lists its product as hypothetical. The transcript is spliced from 6 exons. The record is from RefSeq and is a predicted model, not a curated record. Bases 1 to 996 code for a protein of 331 amino acids. NCBI's taxonomy places the organism in Eukaryota, Pelagophyceae, Pelagomonadales, Pelagomonadaceae.